AUGUUGUUCAAACUUGAGUUCAUGCUAUUGACCCUCCUAGGGCUCAAUACAUAUGCCACCCCUCUGCCAGCAGCAAGUGAAAUGCAACUCACCAAAAGGGACGCUGGCUUGAAUGCGUUUUUGGGCAUUCUUAUCGAUCACCUACCUGCUGUCAGUGAAUCUCUUACUGAAAGUACGAGUCUCAUUACUAGCUUCGACAAACUCCUGGGCGCUUUGACUGGUGCACAAGAAACCUACAAUGAGGCGGGAGGGACAUGUAAAGAAUGGACCGUGGUAUUUGCUCGUGGCACAGCCGAGCCUGGCAAUGUGGGAGUACUCGUCGGACCACCCUUGUUUGAUGCUCUGGCCGACAAAUUCGGGCGUUCUGCUCUCACUAUUCAAGGAGUGAAUGAUUACUCGGCGUCGGUCCAAGGAUACUUGGCUGGAGGAGACGCAGCUGGAACUGCAGAAAUGGCUCGACAAAUUGAGUCUGUGAAAUCUCAAUGCCCUGAUACGAAAUUGAUUGCAUCUGGCUACUCUCAAGGUUGUCAAAUCGUGCACAAUGCUGUUGCGAAGCUUGAAGCUACAACUGCAAGCUGGAUUAGCAGUGUUUUGCUUUUCGGAGACCCUAAGGAUAAGCAAGCCCUUUCGAACAUUCCUGCCUCAAAGGUGUACACAGCAUGUCAUGCCGGAGACGAUAUCUGCAAGAAUGGCGUCUUGAUUGGCCCUCCUCAUCUGACUUACGCUCUGGAUGUCACUGAUGCUGUCGCAUUCGCGGCAAAUGCGGCGUAG
Molecule: messenger RNA, 771 nt
Organism: Penicillium samsonianum
Lineage: Eukaryota; Fungi; Ascomycota; Eurotiomycetes; Eurotiales; Aspergillaceae
Exons: 4
Coding region: 1-771 (256 amino acids)
Biological process (GO): carbohydrate catabolic process
Cellular component (GO): extracellular region
Molecular function (GO): cutinase activity
Source: RefSeq, a predicted model, not a curated record